AUGAGUGCCAAGAGGAAGGUGGAAAGUGACUCGUGGGCCGCCAACAGGCCUCGCGUCAUGAAGUCUCAUGGCAACUCCCGAGCCGACUCGGAGAGAGACUCUGGAUUCUCAGAUGCGAGCUCAGAGCACACGGGAACCAUGGACAACACUGACUCUGACGACUCGCCACGGCCUUUCGUGAGGCCGGGAACCCGGACGCCCGCUUCCAGACAGCUGGCUGUGGUAGGGGGGUCCUACUCUGGCAUGUCCCCCAUGAUCAUCAUGAACAAUGUGCUCCUCAAACAGCCCGGUGACAACCCGCCAGCCAUGAAACCCUGGAGCUUUAGUCCUAGCGUUGAGGUUGUCCAGCAGCCUCAGGUGGUCUUCCUUCAGCCUGUGGUCUCCCGCCAAACCUCCAAGGAGGCGUCCCGACAUAGGCGCCCCAAGAAGUAUCUUCCCAUCCUCAAGUCCUACCCCAAGAUCGCGCCGCAUCCCGGCGACUCUUCUUCCUCCUCCUCCUCCUCAGGGAGGGGAACAGUCUCUUCUUCCUCCUCCACCUCUUCGUCUUCUUCCUUGUCUUCUUCUUCGGCGUCAGGGUCUCAGCGGGAGCCGAGCCAGAUCGACGGUCUUCCCGGAAGCCAAGACAACGUGCGACCGCCGCAGACCCGGCUCAGCGAGGCGCCUUCGCCGGCCAUCGACUCGUCGGAAUUCCCGCCGCCGGCCGAACGCGAGCCAGACGAUGACGUGGGCGACACUAGGAGGAAGCGCUUCUGCAACACGUAUAACAUCCUGAGCAAAUCGGGCCUCCUGGACAUCACGCUGCGAACCAAGGAGCUGCUGCGCCAGAACCGCCGCACCCAGACGGAUCUCGACCGCCUGCGGGAGCACACCGAUCUCUUCCUGCAGGCGCUGCGCAGUGGCGACGCCGGCAUCUGCGCCAAGCUGCAAGCCAGCCUUCAGGAGGAGGACGGGAAACGGACGACGCUCGCCGGGUUAAAGGACGAUUAG
Molecule: messenger RNA, 987 nt
Organism: Nerophis lumbriciformis (worm pipefish)
Lineage: Eukaryota; Metazoa; Chordata; Actinopteri; Syngnathiformes; Syngnathidae
Source: RefSeq, a predicted model, not a curated record